AUGCCAACUGCAUCUGAGGUUGCUGCAUUGAUUCCUGGAGAUUUUAAUUUAGGAAUGGAUAAGUGGGAUAUUAUUCUACAGCAUAAGUCUGGUAGACUUACAAGGAUCGAUGAGAUUCAUAUUUCCUAUUUAGCACUACAGUAUCCUCUGCUAUUUGUGUAUGGUGAGGAUGGAUUCAGGAUUGGCAUUAAAAAGGGUGUCACAGAAGCGUCAAAGAAACUAAAAAAAGAUAUUAUCAGUAUGAGACAGUUUUUUGCUUUCCGGAUGCAAGAGCGAGAAAAUGAAUCGCAUGUUCUUCUAUAUUCGAGAAGGUUAUUUCAACAAUUCAUAGUUGAUGCAUAUACGACUAUCGAAGCCUACAGACUUAGGUAUUUGCAGCUCAACCAGACAUGCUUGCGUUCAGAUAGUUACGACUCUAUCAAGAAGUCUGAAAAUGCUGGACAGUCAGACAUGAAUGAACAAGGUCAGCAAUUUGUUCUACCAGCUACUUUCACAGGGGGUCCAAGAUACAUGAAGAAUAUGUACUUAGAUGCUAUGGCCAUUUGCAGACAUUUUGCUUUUCCAUACCUUUUCAUCACCUUUACAUGCAAUCCAAAAUGGCCAAAACUUACGAGAUUUCUGAAAAAGAGAGGUCUGAAUUCAGAUGACAGACCAGAUGUUAUAUGUCGGAUGUUUAAGAUGAAACUCGAUUCUUUGAUGCAUGAUUUGACAAAGAAGAAUAUAUUGGGGAAGACAGCUUCAUCUAUGUAUACUGUUGAGUUUCAGAAGAGAGGUUUGCCACAUGCUCACAUACUGCUUUUUAUGCAUCCUUCAUCCAAAUUUCCAAAAACAGAAGACAUCGAUAAAAUCAUAUCGGCUGAGAUUCCUGAUAAGUCACUUGAUCUAGAUCUCUACGAUGUUGUUAAGGAUAUGAUGAUUCAUGGUCCGUGUGGAGCUGCUAAUAGGAAUUCACCGUGCAUGGAAAAUGGACAGUGCUCGAAAAGUUUUCCUAAACCCUUUGCUGAUAAUACUAGAGUGAAAAAAGAUGGAUUUCCUGUUUACAGAAGACGUGAGCAAGCUAACAGUUAUGUUGAGAAGAAUGGUUUGAAAUGUGACAACAGAUGGGUCAUCCCUUAUAACAAGAAACUCUCUCUUCGGUACCGAGCACACAUUAAUGUAGAGUGGUGCAACCAAGUUGGUUCCAUUAAGUAUUUAUUUAAAUACAUUAACAAAGGAGCUGACCGUGUAACUGUGGUAGUUGAACCAACAGGGCCAGAUGUUACGAAUCAAACAGCACCAAAUUCGUCUGCAGGGAACUCAGCUACAGCGACCUCGGCCGCAGCGAGCUCAGUUGCAGCGAACUCAGUAGCAGCUAACUCGGCGUUAGGAAACUCUGCCAUAGAGUCUGGUGGUAACAUAUUGAAAGAAGCUAUGGAGAUUAAAAAGAAUGAAAUAAAGGAUUUCUUUGAUUGA
This is a messenger RNA of Brassica napus (rape), 1452 nucleotides long. RefSeq lists its product as uncharacterized. NCBI's taxonomy places the organism in Eukaryota, Viridiplantae, Streptophyta, Magnoliopsida, Brassicales, Brassicaceae. The transcript is spliced from 2 exons. Bases 1 to 1452 code for a protein of 483 amino acids. The record is from RefSeq and is a predicted model, not a curated record.